Meloidogyne enterolobii is the source of this 510-nucleotide messenger RNA. The record is from the annotation of a GenBank genome assembly. NCBI's taxonomy places the organism in Eukaryota, Metazoa, Nematoda, Chromadorea, Rhabditida, Meloidogynidae.
AUGGGACAGGAUCUUGAACCUUCUUUCAAAGAUGUAAAACUUCUCAACAGACUUUAUUGUACUCGAAAUUAUCCACAUACAUCUACAUUGUCUAAAUCAAUAAAUUCGUGGUGUGAUAUAAAAAAUUAUGAAUUAAAUAAUGGAAAAUGCCGGAAUGGUGGGUAUCCAGACCCAUUAAAAAAUUGUAAAUGUCUAUGUCCUGAAGGAUAUGAUGGAGAUGAUUGUACCGAAUAUAAAUAUGGCAACAACGGGUUUAUGGAAAAAACAGCAAAAGGUUAUGAACGACUUAUCUGGUCUGUGGAGCUUCUGCGGAAUUUAGGCGACCAUUUACUAAUACCAACACUUUUCGUAAUAAAGGUGCUAAAUAAAACUGAUGAUAGAAUCAAAGCAAAACGUAUAAUACUACAAAUUAGAGAGAUGACUGGUUAUAAAUGCAGACGUACCUGUAAAGGAGAUGAUUAUAUAGAAAUUAAAUAUCUCAAAGAUAAAUCAGCAACAGGCUUUGCUUAA